This is a messenger RNA of Hevea brasiliensis (rubber tree), 4207 nucleotides long. RefSeq lists its product as uncharacterized. Gene Ontology annotation, molecular function: protein binding; calcium ion binding. Bases 195 to 3878 code for a protein of 1227 amino acids. The transcript is spliced from 13 exons. The record is from RefSeq and is a predicted model, not a curated record. Gene Ontology annotation, biological process: endosomal transport; endocytosis. NCBI's taxonomy places the organism in Eukaryota, Viridiplantae, Streptophyta, Magnoliopsida, Malpighiales, Euphorbiaceae. Gene Ontology annotation, cellular component: nucleus; cytoplasm; plasma membrane.
GUUUAUUCUUCAUUUUCUGGAUGCUCUUUCUCUCUCUUCUCUCUUUCGCCAGGAGCUUGCGCAAUCAAUAUAUGAUAUGAAAAUAUCCCUAAUAAAAAUUAAUAAAAAGCUGGGCAAUCGAUCCUCGAAAUCGUGAGAGAAAAAUUCAUCCAGUAAUUGAGGGCUGGAUUGGAUUGGAUUUGAUUUGAUUGAAAAUGGCGAAUACAGAUCUGUUCGAUGCAUAUUUCAAGAGAGCAGAUUUGGACUGCGACGGUCAGAUCAGUGGAGCUGAAGCCGUUGCUUUCUUUCAAGGUUCUGGUUUGCCCAAACAAGUCCUCGCUCAGGUGUGGAUGCAUGCUGAUCAGAGAAAAGCUGGUUUCCUUGGUCGUCAAGAGUUCUAUAAUGCUCUUAAGCUUGUUACUGUGGCACAAAGUAAGCGGGAGCUGACUCCAGAUAUAGUGAAGGCAGCAUUAUAUGGUCCUGCUUCAGCGAAAAUUCCUGCUCCUCAGAUAAACCUUGCAGCCACACCUGCUCCUAAAGCAGUAACACCUGCUCCUCAAAUGGCUGGUACCACGUCAGUGGCACCUCAAAACUUUGGUAUCAGACCACCACAGAUGCCUGGAAAUGCAAGCACAAACCAGCAAUAUUUCUCAUCUCAGCAAAGUCAAUUUGUGAGGCCAUCCCAAGCUAUGCCUUCCAACUCUGUGUCUCAUCCACAACUAGUUCCUGCAAGCCAAGCUGUGCCUAGGGGUAGUACCAUGGCUGUUCCUCGCCCUUCAAAUUCAAAUGUCUCAACUGAUUGGGCUGGUGGUGGUCUAGGUGUCCCAACUACCCAAAAUCAAAGUAGGGGGAUUAGUCCUCCUCCAACUCAGGAUGGAUUUGGGCUAACAGCAUCAGGUUUGAUGCCCUCUGUCCAACCUAGACCACAGUUGACAACUGGACAGACGCCUUCUAGUAUUCCAAAACCUCAAGAGGCUGCUGUGGCCUCCAACCAAUCAGCAACUAAGGAUUCUAAAGUUUCAGGGAAUGGCUUCGCCUCUGAAUCACUUUUUGGAGAUGUAUUUGCUGCAAUUCCUGCUCAGCCAGCACAAAGUUCCUCCUCAGCUGCAUCAUCUACGAGUACCUUACCUGUAUCAGUGGGAAUUGUUCCAUCUUCUGCUGGGUCCCAACCUUCAAUCAAGCCAAACACUCUUGAAACUUUGCAGAGUACAUUUUCUCAGCAACCUGUUGGUGGGCUUUCAGCAGGAAGGCAGAACCAGGUUGUUGCAGCUCAAAGUUCUGCUGUUACUUCAUCUGGACUUCCUGUUGGAGCUGCGAAUUCAGAUUCCAGUCAAUCCCAGCCUCCAUGGCCAAAGAUGACUCAGUCUGGUAUUCAGAAGUAUAUGAAAGUAUUUGUGCAGGUAGACACAGAUAGAGAUGGAAAAAUAACCGGUGAACAGGCACGCAACCUCUUCUUAAGUUGGAGGCUGCCAAGAGAGGUCUUAAAACAGGUUUGGGAUUUAUCUGAUCAAGAUAACGACAGUAUGCUUUCUUUAAGGGAGUUCUGUACUGCUCUCUAUUUGAUGGAACGUUACAGAGAAGGCUGUCCUCUUCCUACUACACUCCCAAGCUCUGUAAUGUCUGAUGAGAUUUUGUUGUCUGCUACAAGCCACCUUACAGCUUCACAUGGCAGUGGAACUUGGGGACCUGCUUCUGGUCCUCGACCACCACAAGUUAUGAUGGGUCCACGGCCAGCACCUGCUGCUGCAGCAAGGCCACCAAGACCCCCUGUUCAUCAUGCUGAUGAAAAACAGCCCCCUCAGCAAAAGCGCAAAGUUCCUGUUCUGGAAAAGCAUCUUGUUGAUCAGCUGAGCCAGGAGGAGCAGGAUUCUCUGAACUCAAAGUUCCAAGAGGCAGCGCAGGCUGAUAAAAAGGUUGAAGAAUUGGAAAAGGAAAUAGCAGAUUCUAGACAGAAAAUUGAGUUCUAUCGUGUUAAGAUGCAGGAACUUAUUUUAUAUAAAAGCCGAUGUGACAGUCGACUAAAUGAGGUAACAGAAAGGGUGGCUGCCGAUAAACGUGAGGUUGAGGCAUUAGCCAAGAAAUACGAGGAGAAAUACAAGCAGUCUGGUGAUGUAGCCUCUAAGUUAUCUAUUGAAGAGGCCACAUUUCGCGAUAUUCAGGAGAAGAAAAUGGAAUUGUAUCGGGCGAUCGUUAAAAUGGAACAAGGAGGCACUGCUGAUGAUGCUUUCAAGGAGCGAGCUGAGAAUAUCCAGUCAAGUCUUGAGGAACUAGUAAAAAGUGUGAAUGAACGCUGUAAACAAUAUGGAUUGCGUGCUAAGCCAGUCUCACUGGUUGAGCUUCCCUUUGGCUGGCAACCUGGAAUUCAAGAAGGAGCAGCUGACUGGGAUGAAAAUUGGGAUAAAUUUGAAGAUGAAGGUUUCACGUUUGUCAAAGAGCUCACUCUGGAUGUGCAAAAUGUUGUUGCCCCUCCAAAACAGAAGUCUUUAGUUCAAAAAGUAACCACUCCCACAAAUGAGGAUUUAAGUGCUUCCCCCUCAAAGGCUGUGGAAAAGUCAGAGGAAGCUGCUAGUCUAGGUGAACCAAUUCUGGAGAAAGAAUCAACUCAUGACCAUAGUGAGAAUGGCACGGCAAGAAGUCCGCCUGACAGUCCUGCUGGAAAAAGUACAAAAGAUGGCCAAUCACAUGAAUUCCAAGAUUCUCGAUUCAAAGAGGGUUCUGGUGCUGAUAGUUCACCCCAUGCUAAAGAAAUCCUAAGUGACAUGGGUGGUACUGAAAUUUCUGGGGAUAAAAGCAGCGAUGAGCCUGGCUGGGGUACAUUUGACACUCACUAUGAUACAGAAUCUGUUUGGGGCUUUGAUUCUGUUAGUGGCAAGGAUUUGGAUCAUGAUAAGCACAGUGAAAGUUCUCUAUUUGGUAUGGGCGAGUUUGCUCUAAAUCCGAUAAAAACAGGGUCCUCACAUGCAGAUAAUAUGUACCUGGGGAAGAGCACAUCUUUUUUUGCAGAUUCUGUUCCAAGCACCCCUGCAUAUGAUCAGGGGAGAAGCUUGUUUGCAGAUUCUGUUCCCAGCACCCCUGCAUAUAACCAGGGAAAGAGCACAUUUAUGUUUGCAGAUUCUGUGCCAAGCACCCCAGCCUAUAACCAGGGGAAGAGCUCCUUUGGGUUUGGAGAUUCUGUUCCCAGCACCCCAGCCUAUAACCAUGGGAAGAACUCAUUUGGAUUUGCAGAUUCUGUUCCUGGCACCCCAGCCUAUAAUUUUGGGAAUUCUCCACGAAAGUUUAAUGAAGGGUCGGAGGACCAGUCCUUUGACAGCAUCUCUAGGUUUGAUUCUUUUAAUAUGCAUGACAGUGGAUUAUUUCAAUCCCCACGCCAUUCUCUUGGAAGAUUUGAUUCCAUGAACAGCACUAGGGACGCUGAUCUAAGUUAUGGGUUCCCAUCAAGGUUUGAUUCAUUUAGAGAAUCCAGAGAUUCUGAUCAAAGUCACGGGUUCUCAAGGUUUGAUUCGUUCAGAGAUUCUGAUCAGAGUCAGGGGUUCUCACGAUUUGAUUCGUUUAGAGACUCUGAUAACAGUCACGGGUUCCCAUCGAGGUUUGAUUCAUUUAGAGACUCUGAUAACAGUCAUGGGUUUCCAUCAAGUUUUGAUUCAUUUAGAGAAACCAGAGACUCUGGCCAUGGUCAAGGGUUCUCAAGGUUUGAUUCAUUUAAUGCCAAUGACAGUGGAUUCUCCCAGUCAUCCGGAAAUUCCGUUGCCAGGUUUGAUUCCGUACGUGGCUCUAGAGAGACAGAUAAUAGUCGGUUAUCUUUUGACGACUCUGAUCCAUUUGGCUCUACUGGGCCAUUUAAGACAUCAGUAGAGAGUGAAACUCCAAGAAAAAGUUCUGAUAACUGGAAAGCUUUUUAGUUAGGUAUUGCACAUCAUAUGACGGGGGUGCUUUCCUUCCACAUGAAGCCUUUUUCUUCAUCUUUUUUCCUCCAUGAGAUUUGGUCCCGUUGGUGUGGCAGCCUGGUUCUUCGACGAGUACAUAGCGUGUGGUGGUGAAUUAUUGGUUGUGCUAUUAGCCUUGUUUGAUUUUGCACUUUCUUUUUUUGUCUAAAAUUGAAUUACUUGUGUGUUAGUUUUUCCCUGUAAUUUUUUGAUCAGGACACAUGGAUUAUUUGUUUUUUUUUCAACGUAUACUCUUAAACACUACUUGUGAUAUGGAAAUCAAAUUGAAUUAGUUUUUGGCGAAA